Molecule: messenger RNA, 1857 nt
Organism: Ipomoea triloba (trilobed morning glory)
Lineage: Eukaryota; Viridiplantae; Streptophyta; Magnoliopsida; Solanales; Convolvulaceae
Product: cytochrome P450 76A2-like
Exons: 2
Coding region: 124-1644 (506 amino acids)
Molecular function (GO): oxidoreductase activity, acting on paired donors, with incorporation or reduction of molecular oxygen; monooxygenase activity; iron ion binding
Source: RefSeq, a predicted model, not a curated record
GAUAAAACUUUGGUGCAUCAACAAGGUAAGAAUCCCAACCUCAAGGAGUGAUUUCCUUCUAUUUAUAUAAACUAGAGAAGCAUAUAAACAACGACAAAAAUUGAAAGCUUAAUCUUCACAGAGAUGGAGUCUCUUCUUUGGUUCACACUCCUUUCACUAACCACUGCUUUAAUCUUCUUCUUCUUCUUCUUCCCUAGGAAGUCCAAGUCCUACAAGCUCCCUCCUGGGCCACCUGGACUGCCUUUUUUCGGCAACUUGUUUGACCUCGUCGGAGCCGAGCCUCACAAAAAAAUUGCGGGCAUGAAACACAAGUACGGCCCGAUUGUUUGGCUUAGGAUGGGUUCGGUAAAAACCAUGGUAAUCCAGACAGCCGAGACUGCUGGCGAGCUGUUCAAGAACCAUGAUGUCUCCUUCGCGGGCCGCCAGAUUGUGGAGACUAGCCUGGUGCACGAUUAUGCGAGUGGGUCAGUGGCGUUAGCCCAGUACGGGACAUACUGGCGGGUGUUACGGCGGAUCUGCACCGUUGAAAUGUUCACGACCAAGAAGAUCAAUGAGACAGCCAGCAUCAGGAGAAAGUGCGUGGACGAUAUGAUUUCCUGGGUGGAGAAAGAGGCGAGAGAGAGCGAAAAAGGAAAAGGGGUUCACGUCGCACGUUUUGUUUUCUUGGCAUCGUUUAAUAUGGUCGGGAACUUGGUCCUGUCGCGUGACUUGGUCGACCCUGAGUCUAAAACCGCAACGGACUUUUUUAAUGCCAUGAUGGGAAUAAUACAGUGGUCAGGAAGCCCCAACGUUUCGGAUAUAUUCCCGUGGUUCAAGUGGCUUGAUGUUCAGGGAUUGAAGAGGAAAAUGGAGCGUGAUAUGGGAAAGGCCAUAGAAAUUGCCUCGGGUUUCUUGAGGGAACGAAUAGAAGGAGAGCAGUUGGGUGGAGAGAAAAAGCAAGACUUCUUGAAUGUGUUGUUGGAAUUCAGGGGAAGUGGAAAGGAUGAACCACCUAUGCUAUCUCAACACGAGAUUCUCAUAUUUAUCCUGGAAAUGUUUUUAGCAGGCUCAGAGACAAGUAGCAGCACCAUUGAGUGGGCAAUGACAGAACUUCUACGCAAACCAAAAACAAUGGCUAAAGUGAAAGCAGAGAUCUCAAAAGUUAUAGGAUCAACCAGAAAGCUUGAAGAAAGUGACAUUGAAAAUUUACCAUAUCUCCGAGCUGUGGUCAAAGAAACCUUCCGUUUACACCCUCCAGUUCCAUUCUUGAUUCCAAGAAAUGGAGCUGAAGACAUCAAAUUCAUGGGAUAUGACAUACCCAAAGGCACUCAAGUUUACGUCAACGCUUGGGCAAUCGGAAGAGAUCCCCAGUGCUGGGAAUACCCAUCAGAGUUCAAACCUGAAAGAUUUCUGGAUUCCAAGAUUGAUUUCAAGGGUCAGCACUAUGAGUUGAUACCAUUCGGUUCUGGGCGGAGGAUUUGUGUUGGGCUUCCAUUAGGGAACCGCAUGGCACACUUUGUUCUGGGUUCACUGCUCCGGGAGUUUGACUGGGAAUUGGACCAUGCUAUUGAUCCCAAAAAUAUGGAUAUGCGUGACAAGAUCGGCUCAGCCGUCAGAAAGCUACAACCACUGAAAGCAAUACCAAGAAAAUGCACAAAAUUUUAAUUGGGCGUUAUAAAUAGUAAAGGGUCAUAAGUUGAUGAAACACCGAAUUCUCAAAUUGGGCAAAUUACGAUCCACACCGCUGUCCUGGAGCACGGUCCAAAACGAUAUCAUUUUGAUGUUAAAAAAAAAUUUACUUAGCUUUGCAUGGAUGUUAAAAUAAUGAACAUUUUGGGAUAAGAUAAUGUAUUUUAAUUUAUGAGUUAGACUACUGUA